Molecule: messenger RNA, 2426 nt
Organism: Austrofundulus limnaeus
Lineage: Eukaryota; Metazoa; Chordata; Actinopteri; Cyprinodontiformes; Rivulidae
Product: cyclin-dependent kinase-like 1
Biological process (GO): protein phosphorylation
Cellular component (GO): nucleus
Molecular function (GO): ATP binding; protein serine/threonine kinase activity
Source: RefSeq, a predicted model, not a curated record
GUAACUUUAACAAAAAAUCUCUACAAACUUCAUAUUGUUACACAAUUAUGCUCAUUACAGACACCUGCUGACGUGACAAGCACAAGUUGGUAGAAAACACGUUUAAACUUGGUCACAAUUCAUUCUGCAAGUCCACUGCUGCAGGCAAWGMCAUGCUACAAGGCAAUGCACACUUGUUUUUACAUGGUAAAAACCCAUGUCUAGUUAUUUAUGUUUUCAAACCAAACAAGAAACCAAACAAAAAUAGAUUAUAUGUUCUACUUGACUAAACAAAUUGGUGCCCCUAUUGAAACAACUUUGUAUUUUAGUUGUAUUUAUUAUAAAUAAACUGAUUAUUCUGCUUUGGUCUUCUUGAGUAUUUUUUUUCUUUUAUCUUCUUAACCUCAGGCACAUUUAAUCCUUUUUUUUUCCCUGUAACUGAAGUUUUGCAAACCAAAGCCAGGACCACAAAGAUCCACUUUAAACUGAACAAAAACUGCUGACGCAAAAUAAUCAAUCAUGUAAUCAAUCAGUCAAUCAGAACUUUAGACAUUUAGAACCUAUCGCUUACUUUUCUUUUGUUUGCCCCCAAACAAUCCCACAAACCAUUGCGCGCCGCUUCCGGGAGGCGGCGCUAAACGAGAUCCGCGAGAUCUGCGUGGUCCGCGAGAUCAGCAGCAACCGGUCGCCAUGGUUACAGCGAAUGUUUACACACGUACGUCUCUUUUCUUGCGUAGACGGUUUCGUGAAUUGGCAUCACAGUUUUUCUUUAAUCCGCCCCUUUUUUUCUUUUCUUUUUACCAGAGGUUAGGUCAGGCGGUCGCUCUGCUCACCGACUCGCUUUUUUCCGGUUCAAUCCGCGCCAGAGCCGUGGUUUCUCUGCGUGGGUGACUUCAGAGAGAGGAGCGUCCGCAGGGAGGAAAACACGUCUCCCCGAGGAGAGGCAGUGACGCACCGGGCGAGCAGACAGCACCUGCUGCAGCCGAGUCACUGACCUGCUGCAGCCGAGUCGCUGACCUGCUGCAGCCGAGUCGCUGACCUGCUGCAGCCGAGUCACGCAGGACUCGGAGCUCGAGACAAACAGGUUUUCUGAAGCUCUGAGGACAUUUAAUGAGGACUGAAGUGACUUUCUGAAGCUUGAGACAUGGAGAAAUAUGACAAACUGGCCAAGAUUGGAGAAGGUUCCUAUGGAGUGGUGUUCAAGUGCAGGCACAGGGACACCGGUCAGGUCGUGGCCAUCAAGAAGUUUGUGGAGUCCGAAGACGACCCRGUCAUUAAGAAGAUCGCACAGAGGGAAAUACGCAUGCUGAAGCAGCUGAAACACGUGAAUUUGGUCAACCUGCUGGAGGUCUUCAGGAGGAAAAGGCGGCUCCACCUGGUGUUCGAGUUCUGCGAACAGACGGUUCUGAACGAGCUGGACAAGCACCCCCGAGGGGUACCUGAGGGUCAGCUGAAAAGCAUUGUGUGGCAGACUCUGCAGGCUGUGAACUUCUGCCACAAACACAACCUGGACCAGAGGACGACUACACGGACUAUGUGGCGACCCGUUGGUACCGGGCCCCCGAGCUGCUGGUUGGGGACACUCAGUACGGACCCCCGGUGGACGUCUGGGCUCUCGGCUGCGUCUUCGCCGAGCUGCUCAACGGGAAUCCACUCUGGCCGGGGAAGUCUGACGUGGACCAGCUGUACCUCAUCCGGAAAACUCUCGGUGACCUGAUCCCCCAUCACCAGCAGAUCUUUCGCUCCAACGUUUUCUUCAGCGGCGUCAGUAUUCCUGAACCAGACACAAUGGAGCCUUUGGAAAAGCGUUACCACGGCGCAUCUCCGCUUGCUCUUCAGGUUAUGAAGUCCUGCCUGGUGAUGGACCCGUCCCUCCGGCUGUCCUGCGAGGAGCUGCUGGAGCUGCCGUACUUUCAGGACGAAGGCGGAGCCAACUGGGAGCGCCCGGGAAGGCGAUACGACCGAGGCUCCYGGCGCAGACAGGCGGGGGUCCAGUACCUGCCUCAGCUGCUGCACAGCAACGUCUCACCUGCUCCUGACGUCAAGAAACAAGUAAAACAAAAAUAUCACCUGCCCAACAUAAAAAAAUGAACUGACUUUGUAGACGAGUGAGACUGAGAGAAUAUAAAAGAUGGAUCUGUGCUCUGCUGUGUGCAGCUUUUAAUAUGAAUAAAAUGUAUUCUGGUGUUUAGUGAAAAACAUUUAGAUUCAUGACUACAGCUUAAAGUAACACUAAAUUUAACAUUUUUACACUUGAGAUGGUUGUAGUGUGCCAUCAUCACUUCAGCUAAUUUAGUUUCAUUUUUUAUAGUUUUUGUUUCUUAUAAAUGCUGUAAAAAUGUUACUUUAACAUGUAAAUGUUGUAACAUCAACUAAAAUAUACAGAUGGUGUUUAACUUCAUGAUUUACUCCAGAAUAAAAGUUCGGUGCUGCCAUACAAAGCUGGA